This is a messenger RNA of Hyaloscypha bicolor E, 5139 nucleotides long. RefSeq names its product beta and beta-prime subunits of DNA dependent RNA-polymerase. Lineage: Eukaryota; Fungi; Ascomycota; Leotiomycetes; Helotiales; Hyaloscyphaceae. Gene Ontology annotation, cellular component: RNA polymerase I complex. The record is from RefSeq and is a predicted model, not a curated record. The transcript is spliced from 2 exons. The coding region runs from base 1 to 5139 and encodes 1712 amino acids. Gene Ontology annotation, biological process: DNA-templated transcription. Gene Ontology annotation, molecular function: DNA-directed RNA polymerase activity; DNA binding.
AUGAAUAUUUCUCAGCCCGUUUCAUCUGCCAUUGGCAGCGUCGAUUUUGGCUUUCUUGGUGCCGCAGAGAUCAAAGCUCUCUCUGUAAAACGAAUACAGAACUCCACCACAUUUGACACUCUUCUUCACCCAGUUCCUGGAGGAUUGUAUGACCCUGCGCUCGGUGCCUGGGGAGAUAACUUCUGCACAACAUGCAAUCUGAACUCGAUUGGUUGCCCAGGCCAUGUGGGCCAUAUCGAGCUCCCAAUCCCGGUUUAUCACCCUACAUUUAUGGAUCAACUAUUGCGGUUACUGAGGGCAAAAUGUACCUAUUGUCAUUAUCUCAAAAUGUCCCGCAAGGAAGUCAAUCGAUAUCUUUGCAAGCUCCGAUUGCUGCAGCAUGGAUUACUUGGUGCAGCGGAAGACAUCGACCAUAUCGAAGUGACACAGUCUCAGGACGCUGGCGACGGAAGCAGCGAGUCAGAAGAAGAGUCAGCGGAUGAUAAUGUCAUUCGGCGGAGGAGUUUGUUUGUUAAAAAGACGAUCAAAGCCUCAAGAGCCACCCCGUGGGCGUGGGAGCGCGAGAAGAACGAGGGGGUUGCGGAAGCAAGACGAGUAGUCGUCAAAGCCUUCCUAAAAUCCAUCACUACUGGCAAGAUUUGCGGAAACUGUAAUGGAAUAUCACCUACUUUCCGGAAGGAUCGUUAUGUUAAGAUCUUUAUGAAGGCGUUGAGCCCUAAGGAGAAGGCUAAGAUGGCACAAGGCAACUUCCGUGCUGAGACUGCUAUUCAGACUCUGGAACAGGCAAAGAGAGAAAAGACUAAGGGUGAUUUUGACGAAGGCAUUGCCGACAUCGAUUUAUCGUCGAACGAAGAAGAUGGAGAGGGGGAAGGUCAGACUCUCGAUGUCAACGGAGAUGUAGUCAUGGGAGAAGCCAUGACAAUGACCAACGCGGACUCGAACUCGAAGCCUAAGGUUGCGUCGGCGCCGCAGAAAUUUUUGAAUGCCAAAGAAGUCAAAUCACAACUGAUGCUACUCUUUGAAAGGGAGCAGGAUAUCUUAUCGCUAGUCUACAACUCUCGUUCAGCAUCGAAGAGGGCUACGGUGGUCUCCCCCGAGAUGUUCUUCUUGGAAGUCCUUCUUGUACCCCCGAACAAAUAUCGGCCAGAGGCUCGAACCGGGGAAGGAGAGAUCGCAGAAGCGCAACAAAAUACCCUCUACAAGGCCAUUCUCAAGAAUUGUGAGAUGUUUUCUCAAUUUUACAAGGAGGUCCAUUCGAAGGGAGUGAUUCAAAAUCUUUCGCCUCAGACGAGGAAGUACAGCGAUCUGGAAGAGGCUUGGUGUAGGGUGCAGGAUGCCGUCAACUCUUUGAUUGACCGUGAUCGAAAUCCGAUCCAGGGUGCAGCUGGGAAGAAAAACGAAGAUGGUAUCAAGCAAAAGCUGGAGAAGAAAGAAGGCCUUUUCAGGAAAAACAUGAUGGGGAAGAGAGUCAAUUUUGCGGCUCGUAGUGUCAUCUCGCCCGAUCCUAACAUUGAGACGAAUGAGAUCGGAGUGCCGCCCGUCUUUGCCAGGAAACUCACGUAUCCAGAACCUGUCACAAGCCAUAAUUUCAAGGAUAUGCAGCAAGCUGUAAUAAACGGGUUCGACAAGUGGCCUGGUGCUGCAGCUAUCGAGAACGAGAACGGCCAAGUCAUCAGCUUGCGGACGAAAACCCAGGAUGAGAGGCUGGCUUUAGCAAACCAACUGCUCGCAUCUUCCAGCAGUAGUGCUAGUGGAGCACGAAAUAAGAAGGUGCAUCGACAUCUCACUAAUGGAGAUGUUGUGCUGAUGAAUCGGCAACCAACUCUACACAAGCCGUCGAUUAUGGGUCACCGAGCACGGGUUUUGCCCGGGGAGAAAACAAUUCGCAUGCACUAUGCAAAUUGCAACACUUACAAUGCCGAUUUCGACGGAGAUGAGAUGAACAUGCACUUCCCCCAGACCGAGAUUGCAAGAGCGGAAGCAUUACAAAUUGCGGACACGGAUCAUCAGUAUCUGGUAGCCACUUCGGGAAAGCCUCUCAGAGGUCUAAUCCAAGAUCACAUAUCCGUCUCGGUUUGGAUGUGUAAUCGAGACACCCUUUUCGACCGCGCAACAUAUCAACAACUGAUAUACAAUUGCCUCCGCCCGGAAAGUGGACAUAUCGUUGGAGAGCGGAUAGUUACAGUUCUUCCUGCAAUCAUCAAGCCUUUCCCACGAUGGACCGGAAAGCAGGUCAUUACUACAAUCUUAAAGAAUAUCAUGCCAGUCAAUCACGCACCCCUUGUUCUCACCAGCAAAUCAUCCACACCGGCUGAUCAAUGGGGCGCAGGAUCAGAAGAAGGCAUUGUUCACUUUAAAGCAGGGGAAUUCAUAAGUGGAAUCCUUGACAAAUCUCAGAUCGGUCCUACUGGGGGUGGUUUCAUCCAUUCAAUCCACGAAGCGUAUGGCCCUACUGUGGCCGGGAAGAUGUUGAGUAUCUUGGGUCGACUUCUGACAAAAUUUCUCCACAUGAGAGCUUUCACCUGCGGCAUGGAUGACCUGCGUUUGACGCCAAGGGGUGAGCGGAUUCGGAAAGAGAAACUUGAGGAGGCUCGCAGCAUCGGCCUUGAGGUUGCUGCAAAAUAUGUCACACUGUAUGACCAGAAGCCGACAGACACAGACCCCGAACUGCUGAACCGUAUAGAGGAUGUAGUGAGAGACGACACAAAGCAGAAAGGCCUAGAUAUGAUGAUGAACAAGCGUUCUGGACAACUUUCAUCCGACAUCACACUGGCAUGCCUUCCGAGUGGCCUGGUCAAGCAAUUUCCAAAAAAUCAAAUGCAAAAUAUGACGGUUUCUGGAGCGAAGGGCAGUUCUGUCAAUGCAAAUCUGAUUUCCUGCAAUCUAGGCCAGCAGGUUUUGGAAGGACGUCGAGUUCCAGUCAUGGUCAGUGGAAAGUCUCUACCCUGUUUCAGGCCUUUUGAGACAGACAUCAGGGCUGGAGGUUAUGUGGUGAACCGUUUCUUGACGGGCAUUCGGCCUCAAGAAUAUUAUUUUCACGCCAUGGCGGGAAGAGAGGGCCUGAUCGACACUGCUGUUAAAACCUCGAGAUCCGGAUACCUCCAGAGAUGUCUCAUCAAAGGUAUGGAAGGCCUUAAGGUUGAAUACGAUACCUCUGUCAGAGACUCCGAUGGGUCAAUGAUCCAAUUCCUAUAUGGAGAGGAUGGCUUGGACGUGACAAAGCAGAAGCAUUUGACCGACUUCAAAUUCCUCCUCGAGAAUCUCAUUUCUGAAUGCGAGCAAUUGAAUUAUGACGACACGAAUUUUGCCACCAUAUUUGAGGAGAAAGAGGUCAUAUUGAAGCAGAUGAAGAAGGCGCUCAGAUAUGUCAAAGCUAACCAACCCAAUGGACCCGAUCCUGUCCUUGCGAAAUUUAACCCAGGAAAAUACGGUUAUGCGACCUCUGAGAAAUUCUUCGACGCCCUCACAACCUAUCUGAAAACGAAUCCUGACGGGAUGGUUAAGGACAAAGAACAUCCUGAUGGUGUCGGCGCUCGCAAGGCUCUAGAAUCGGUAUUAGCCGCAAAGUAUUUGAAAUCUGUUGUAGACCCAGGCGAAGCUGUAGGUAUCGUGGCUGGCCAGUCAGUUGGGGAGCCGUCGACGCAGAUGACUCUCAACACUUUCCAUUUAGCGGGACAUUCUGCAAAGAACGUCACACUGGGAAUUCCUCGUCUGCGGGAAAUUGUCAUGACUGCAAGCAACCACAUCGCGACACCCUCCAUGACCGUUCGAAUCAACGAGGAGCUUUCGCGGGAAGAUGGUGAGAGGUUUGCUAAAUCCAUCAGCGUUCUUUCCCUCGCCGAGGUUUUGGAUGUUGCAACAGUUGGCGAGUCCAUUGGUCGAGGUGUUGCUUACGCCCAAGCCAAGACCUACAAUAUCCACAUCAAACUUUUCCCGUCGAAGGAGUACACAGAGACGUAUUUCAUUGAAGUUGGGGAUGUGCUGUCUACCCUGGAGAAGAAGUUUGCUCCAAAUUUGCAGUCUCUCACGAGAAAAGCUCUUGGGAGGAAGAAGGGAGAAAGGGGAUUAAAAUCUCUUGCAAAUACUGCAGCAGUUCCUGAAAUUGGGAAGUCCGUUGGAACCAUUGAAGAGGUCCGGGCAUCAGCAGAGCGGGAAGUUGGGGAAGACGACGAAGACGAUGAUGGCGACGACGACGCUACAAACGAUAAGCAGCGGGCGAACCGUUCCGAAGCUGUCAGUUAUGCUGCAAAUGACGAAGAUGAUGACAGGGUACAAGCUCAGAUGCAGAAAGAGGCCGAACCUGAAGAAGAUGAUGAGGAAAUGGAAGAUGAAGGCAUCGGAGGCAGCCCAAGAGAUCCUGCGAGCGAUGGUGAAGAUGCUGACGGGAACAAGAGUGGGGGGCAGAGGCAAGUUGUCAGCGCUGCAGCAGAGGAGCGCGAAGCUCAGGUCAUGAAGCACUGUAGCGACAUUGUUCGGUUUCGCUUCGACGAAACGGCUGGAGAAUGGUGCGAAAUCACUCUUGAAUAUGCUGCAGAUGUUCCGAAAGUCCUCAUGCUCUCCAUCGUCGAGGAUGCCUUACGACAAUCUCUCAUCCAACAGAUUCCUGGACUGGGAACGUGCACGUAUGUUGAUGAAGAAGUCAAAGAUCCAGCCACUGGCAAGCUCGUCAAAAUCCCCGUCGUACACACAGCUGGUGUCAACCUCAAGGCCAUGCAAGCUUAUCCUUUCAUCAUAAAUCCGAAUACUAUCUCCACGAACGACAUAGCAGCCAUGCUCACGAAUUACGGUGUGGAGGCCUGCCGUGCUGCCAUCAUCCAAGAACUCUCAGGCGUCUUUGGCGGACACGGAAUCAGCGUGGACCACAGGCAUCUGAACUUGAUCGCCGAUUUCAUGACUCGUGGAGGAGGCUUCAGCCCGUUCAACCGAAAUGGGUUGAGGGGGAGUGUCAGCCCGUUUAUGAAGAUGAGUUUCGAGACGACUCUGGGGUUCUUGGCGGAUGCGGUCACGGACGGUGAUUGGGAUGAUUUGUCAAGUCCCAGUUCCAGGAUCGUCAUUGGCAGGAUGAGCAAAGUUGGGACUGGAGCCUUCGAUGUAUUGACUCGGGUGCCGACAAGGAAGGAUGAUGAAAUAGUAGUUUGA